AUGUUGGGUAUUGAUUGCCCAAAGCCCUGAAAGGGGAGAUGGCCAACGGCACCCUUCGACCCGCGCUUCCCCAAGCAGAACCAGACCCGUAACUGUUACCAGAACUUGCUGGACUACCAUCCCUGCGUUAAGAGGAUGAGGCACCGAGGGAAAAGCACACAGCACUACGAGUAUUACUUCCGCGUGUUCCACGCGCUGUGCCCCAUGAGCUGGGUGCAGCGCUGGACCGAGAUCAAGGACGGGACUUUCGCUGCCAAAAUCUAACGGCCCGAGGGCGGCUUCUCCGAGGGAUCAGUAUCAGUGUCAUCAC
This is a messenger RNA of Globicephala melas (long-finned pilot whale), 310 nucleotides long. It is a transcript of the gene COX6B2, whose product is annotated as cytochrome c oxidase subunit 6B2. NCBI's taxonomy places the organism in Eukaryota, Metazoa, Chordata, Mammalia, Artiodactyla, Delphinidae. The record is from RefSeq and is a predicted model, not a curated record. Gene Ontology annotation, cellular component: mitochondrion; respiratory chain complex IV; mitochondrial crista.